This is a messenger RNA of Sinocyclocheilus grahami, 260 nucleotides long. RefSeq names its product unconventional myosin-Vb-like. Gene Ontology annotation, cellular component: membrane; myosin complex; cytoplasm. The record is from RefSeq and is a predicted model, not a curated record. Gene Ontology annotation, molecular function: microfilament motor activity; actin filament binding; ATP binding. The transcript has 3 exons. The annotation marks the transcript as partial. Gene Ontology annotation, biological process: actin filament organization. NCBI's taxonomy places the organism in Eukaryota, Metazoa, Chordata, Actinopteri, Cypriniformes, Cyprinidae.
AGAGAAAGUACUGGCCUCCAGCCCCAUCAUGGAGGCUAUUGGAAAUGCAAAAACCACCCGCAAUGACAACAGCAGCCGCUUCGGGAAAUAUAUCCAGAUCGGCUUCGAUAGGAGAUAUCACAUCAUCGGUGCCAACAUGCGAACGUAUCUGCUUGAGAAGUCCAGAGUAGUAUUUCAGGCUGAGGAAGAGAGGAACUAUCACAUCUUCUACCAGCUCUGUGCUUCAUCCUCUCUGCCAGAGUUUAAAGAUCUAACCUUGA